This is a messenger RNA of Archocentrus centrarchus (flier cichlid), 5200 nucleotides long. RefSeq names its product ring finger protein 43 (gene rnf43). NCBI's taxonomy places the organism in Eukaryota, Metazoa, Chordata, Actinopteri, Cichliformes, Cichlidae. The transcript is spliced from 9 exons. The coding region runs from base 1 to 2454 and encodes 817 amino acids. The record is from RefSeq and is a predicted model, not a curated record.
AUGACCGUCCCACAGCGGCGCCCGGCCGGGCUCUGGCCGUGGCUGCUCAUGGCGGCCCUGCAGGUGGUGCUGGGCCAGCCCGGCCUGGAGUCCGAGCGGCCGGUCCUCCGAGCGGUUAUCAAGGUGACGCUGCUGAAGCACGAGCCCACGGGGAAGCCUCUCACCUUGGAAGGGGUGUUCGUGGGAGGAAGUGCCGGCAAAGCAGAGGGAAAACUAAUGCAGUAUCAUCCUCUGUCUCUUUGCAACACAAGCGAGGAUGAACGACAAGAGAGUGACUUCGUCACCAUUGUCAAACUGGAGACCGGGGUAAACGACUGUCUGCCGCUGCCCGACAAGGCUCGCAUGGCGCUCGAUAAAGGAGCUCAGGCGGUGAUCUUUGAUGUCAGAAAUUAUGCCAAUGCUGCUACUGAGCUGCAAGAAACAGACUCCCUUCCCCGUCCAGUUGUGCUGGUGGAGGAUAAUAAUGCUAAGGAGCUGAUGGAUUUGGUCAACAAGAACGAGGAGGCCAAAGUUGUCAUUGAGAUCAAGAUGGAGCCUAAAUGGCCACAUUAUGAUGUUGGUAUCCUGCUCACCAUCGUCCUGGCUGUUCUCACCAUCAUCCUCAUCUUUGCUUUCCGCUACAAGUGCAAGUCCAACAGAACCUUGGACUCCGUCCAUCAGCAGACCAUGCGGGCUAUUAGUCGACUGGAGAUCAAAAUCUACACCUCUCAGGGCUGCUCGGGCUCACAGCGCCACCGUGCGGCCUGGGGUUCAGCCAGCAGCUCCAAUUCGAGCCCCGUCUGCGCCAUCUGCCUGGAGGAGUUCCAGGACGGGCAGCUUCUGAGGAUCAUCUCCUGUGCUCACGAGUUCCAUAAGGACUGUGUUGACCCCUGGCUGCUGCAGCACCGCACCUGCCCCCUCUGUAUGCACAACAUCAUGGGGCCAGAGCGGCAGUCCCAGAGGAACAGACUCCAGCAGAGCCUAGAGCAAAGCCAGGGCUUCUUGCAUUCUCAGCCUUACAGCAGUCCACGCAACCACCCCUUUCAGCAGCAUGCUAUCCCCUUUCCUGUGAGGCCCCUCUAUCCUCGUGGACCCUCUGGACCUUAUCCCAAUCUUGGCCCCUAUAGUACCUCUUCUCCCAUGGACACUCAGACGCUACAUUUCCUCGCCAGCAGGCCGCUGGGCUCAGCCUGUGGGUACCACCUUCCCACAGAAGGUCCUGGGAGGCCCCACAGGAUGGGAGGUAACUGCAGGACCUCCACCCACCACUACACCCCCCGUCGGUCCUGCUACAACUAUCGCUCAUCUUGUUCAGCCCAGCGCAGCGCAUCCAGCUCAAGACUGCACCACACAGUCUCACUCACUCCACAGACCCGUGGAGCACCCGCCCACAGCCGUCAGGACGAAGGAAGCUGCUCGGGUGGGAGCUACCGCACGGAGCGCAGUGGAUACUUGGCUGACGGGCCAGCGAGUGACUCCAGCUCAGGGCCAUGCCACGGCUCUUCCAGUGACUCAGUUCUCAACUGUACUGACGUGUCCCUGCAGGGAGUUUAUGGCAGCUGGUCCACCUUUCGUAGCUCUCUGAGUAGUGACUAUGAUCCGUUUGUUUAUUGCGGAGCAGGUCCUGGGCAUGCACCUCGCAGGAACAGCCUGGAGGCUGGUGCCCAAGCCCGGCCCAGGUCUCUGGAUUCUGUGGUGAAUAAAGCGGGCUGCCCUGAAGAACAGCCACAGACUGUAUUUAGCCACAUCCACUACCACCGCCACAGACACCACCACUAUGAAGAGGGGGAGCAUAGCCAGGGUGCGAGCAGAGGCUCAGAUGAGGAGCAGGGGGCCGCUGCUGCCACAGCUGCACCCGCUGCCCCUGUCCUGGACAAAGACUCACCUGUGUCCCUUCCUAAGCACAGCCCCUGUCACUGCCCCAAGCCAAACUCCACCGAUCGGCCUAGCCCAGGGUCAGAGUGUCGGGACCAUGACCCCGGCAGCCCUACGGGACCUCCUGUGCUUAUGUCCCCAAUCCCCUUACAGCUCCAUCCCCACUGCUGCCGCCAGGGACACGGACACCCUCCCGCUUCUCUCGGGAGAGUGGGAGGAUGUGUGCUCGAUGGCCCCUCCGUUCGCUUCCACCAGAGUCUGGAUCUGCAGGACGACCGUAGCAUCCACAUUCACUACGGUCAGGGCUCAGGCUUCUGCUGCUCUCCUCCUGAGCUGCACCCUGCCUUGCUCCCCGUGCCCCUCAUUCUGGACUCUGGUGGGCUGGAGGACUGGCCUUGCUGUGCCGGCGCCCAUGUUGUGUGGCAAAAACGGGUGCAGCAGGCCCACUCAGAGCCUCAGCUCCUGGGGCCUGGGACCUCUAUGGACAGACCACCCUGCAGGUUCCAUCAGGGGCCUGCUGCUGAGUGCAACACAGACAUUUGUUUAUACUGCCAAUCAUUACAACACAAUCAGGGAUCAGAAGAGGAGUCUGGAGUGUGAGAACUUGUUGCAUCCCCAUUAUCACACUGCUACACAGGAGCCAAACUGGACAGGCCUCUCAUUGGCUCUCAUGUCUUCCACAGAUUUCUACCAGCAGUGCCUUCAUUAAGAUGAUUCCCCAGCUGAUACCGACCUCACACGAUCAAGUGAUCGUUACUAUUGAAAGUGAAAUUAAGUAAAAUUUUAGAGUCAUUCUGAACCCUCUAUAAUAUUUAAUGUCAAAAUAUCCUAAAAGGAACAUAUGAAGAUGAGGAAACGAUUCAUACAGCACAAAAGGAGGAGAAUUCUUCUUCUGUGUGUUCCUCCUCAUCACCUCGUAGGAAGAAUACUCAUGCUAUCACAAGUUCCCAUGCUCCUUAGUGACAGCUAUCGAAUGAUCCUUGCUGAGGGUGUUGAGCCCUUGUGAAGUGAGACUCUGUCUGCAGCACCCCCUCUCUCACAGAGUAACGUGAUUCAUCUUAGAGGUACUUCAUUUUCCCGUCUCCGCCUUCCUUCGCUGAGUCCAGUCUCAGCUGAGAGAUGCUUUUCUCUCCAGCCUACCUCAGCUCAGAUUUCUUAACGCGCCUCAAACAGGAGGUCCUUAAAGGUACUGCUGUAGUGAUUUUAUUUUAUUUUUUUUCCUUUUUAUGUCACAACCAUGUAGCUCCCACAAACUCAACAAAAACUCUCGGCAGUCUGACCUGUCCGUACAGAGAGGAAAGGUUGAUGCUCAGCCCCUCAAGCAAAUGAGCAUUCACUGAGGUUGCUGAGCCAUGGCAUGGGCCUUUGUUUUCAUUAUUACAAAUAUGGCAGCUGUUUUGUUAGUGUUUUGGAUCAUUUUCAUUUUUUUUCCUCAUCUGUCAAAAUUUGACUGAAUUAUAUUAUCGUCAUUACAAGCUAUUGUCUUGGUUUUGUCAUUUCUCUUGCCAGUAGUUACUUCACAUGUUUGACCUCAGUGCUGUUAACCCCCCCACCCCCAUCAGUGCAAAGUGAACGGGCCUCACCUGAGGGACGGUCCUCUGCUACUUUAACUCAUCACAAAGAGCUCAUACGCUCUCCUUAUCUUCCAGCAUCUAAAGCUCUAGGGAAAAAAACAAAAAACACCUUAAUAACUAGGUAAUAGUGUAACUGGAGUAAAGCCAUGCUAGAUACACCUAACGGUCCCAAACAUCAGCUUAAGGAGCACCAGUGUGCUUUGUAUGCUUUUCCCAUGUGCAGAGCCUGAGGAGUGUCUCAGGAGCAAUCAGACACUGGAAAAAUAAAAUAGGAAGAAUUCAUUUUUGUUACAGUAAUGCUGCCCAAAGUGGUAAAAAAAAAAAAAAAAUCAUCCUUUGCUCUGUUAAAUGUACACUGCCAGUCUGUGCUUUUAAGCUUAAGACACUUGAAAAAAGUGCCACCUUGAAUGAUAAGACGUCUGCAUUCUGCUAAACAGUUUUUAAAAUCUUUGAUGAUGGCAAUCAAUAGAAUGAACUUUUAAAUCUUAACAGUGAACUUGGUCUGUAUUUAAAAGAUGGACAAGGUCCGUGUGGAAGUGCCUUAAACCUGCACGUCUCUGUUAUGGCCGGGUGACAUUACAGCGGAUGCACCCAUCUUUCACAUAAAGCCUAUUCUAACCACCUACACACACACACAGAUAAAAGUUGGCAUGCUUCUUUCCUAAAUUAACCCCAGACUUCUUCAUGCGGUGCCAGACUAGAAAAUCUGAGAUCAGAGGAAUGGGAAUUCUGUUUUGGCAUGGAAUUCCUCUUAAGGCUCAGUGAAAAUGUGAAAGGAUUUUAUCUGCAGUCAGACUGCAGCUAGAGCAGAGAAAGCGUGGAUAUUGCAGUGUAACCAGUAGCACUUACUAAACCCUUACAGGUGCCUUAUUCAUUUAAACAGGAACACUCUAAGCUCUUACCUGUCUAACCAAAGAGGCAACUUCUUGAACACAGUGAACUUUUAAUAUGUUGUGCCGUUUUUUUUUUUCUUCUCCCCCUGCUCCCACCCAUCCUUUGAAUCUUACCGUGUGCUCUCUCCAACAAGAGGGGACAUGCUAGAAUUGAAGUGGAAAUUAUUUUUGGAACCUUUCGCCUCCAGUCCUUCAUACUAAUACCUCACUUUGAAUGUGUCAGCUCAGCGUCCUCUAGCUACAGCAUCAGGGUUUUCUUUUUCUGUCCAAACAGUCUCAGAGACUGAGAUGGAAAUGACUGAAUGACAAGCAGCACUUUCAUUAAGCAGAUUUUAUAGAAAAAGAACAAAAAGAACAAAAAAAAACAAAAAAAAAACCAACAUAAAACUUUAUAGUAUUAAUGGAAAGCGAAGCCCGGAACCAUGAUACACAUGAAAAAUAGCAUUUAUUAAUGCCACACAAUAUGUAGUGUGAUUUCAUCCUGUUCAAGAUCUUUCUCUUUGUGUUGUUUAUGUGUUUGUUUGUUUUUUUCUUUGGUUUUUUUUUUAUGUUUUGCAAGAAUAAUGAGCUGAAACGUCCUUUUCUAAUAGAGUUAAAAAAAAAAAAAAAAAAAGUCCCUCCAGAACUUUAAGGGAUGUGUCAGUAUAUUUUGGAUACUUUGUGUACAAAAAGCGAACAACAGAAACAGAAAUGAAAUAGUGUUGUAUUUUAUAUAUAAUAGAACAUUUCAAUAUAGUGACAUGUCACUAAUAUAUUUAUUUACUAAUAUAUUUAUCCAUAUUGCCCAGGUUUGAAAGAGUGGUUUCUGUAUAGACUGAAUGUUUCUAUAUGGAAACUGACUGGUGCCAUCACAGAUGUAUCAACCUGUCUUCAUUCCAA